Kalmanozyma brasiliensis GHG001 is the source of this 3498-nucleotide messenger RNA. RefSeq names its product Carbamoyl-phosphate synthetase large subunit-like, ATP-binding domain protein. The transcript has a single exon. Bases 1 to 3498 code for a protein of 1165 amino acids. The record is from RefSeq and is a predicted model, not a curated record. Lineage: Eukaryota; Fungi; Basidiomycota; Ustilaginomycetes; Ustilaginales. Gene Ontology annotation, molecular function: metal ion binding; ligase activity; ATP binding.
AUGCAACCGCGCCGCAUCCUCAUCGCCAACCGCGGCGAGAUCGCCUGUCGUCUCGUCCGCACCUAUCAGCUCUUCCCGCUCUCCCCUUCGACACCUUCCAUCGAGACCGUUGCCAUCUACACACCCUCGGAAGCCAACGCAGUGCACGUCUCGUUGGCGACCCUUUCGCAUCAACUCGCUAGCGAGGGGCCUCGUGCCUACCUCGACAAGCAGGCUAUUGUCGACGCGGCUCUUCAGUCGGGCUGCUGGGGUGUUGCACCGGGGUACGGCUUUCUAUCGGAAGAUGCCGAGUUUGCGGGUCUAUGCGAGAGUAAGGGGCUAGUAUUCCUGGGACCGACCGAGCAGCAGCUCGCGAGGCUGGGCGAUAAGGUCGUUGCGCGCGAGCUGGCGAAUAGCGUCGACGUACCUGUGCUCGAGGGCACCAAGGGCAGCACGUCUUCCGCCACAGCGCUAAAUGACAUCUUGACGUUCGCGAAGGGCGUUUCCGCUGGAUCGAGGAUCAUCCUCAAAGCGGCCAACGGCGGCGGUGGUCGUGGCAUCCGGGUGGUCACCAUCCCAACCAACCCAACAGAAACGCACAAAGUGGUCCAGGAAGCAUACGAAUCGUGCUCCCGCGAAGCCGCGGCUUCUUUCGGGGAUGGAACUGUCUACGCAGAGCGCUUCUUGGUCAAUGCCAAGCACGUCGAGGUGCAAGUGCUGGGAGACGGUCGCGGAGGGGUCUGUCACUUUUGGGACCGCGAAUGCUCGCUCCAACGACGUAAUCAGAAGCUCAUCGAGAUCGCACCUGCUCCUCACCUCCCCGGCGCUCUUCGAAAGCGCAUGCUCGAUGCAGCACUUCGUCUGGCCAAAGCGGUCAACCUGCGAAGUCUCGCAACGAUCGAGUUCCUCGUCGAGCCGGAGGCAGAGAGGUUCUACUUCAUGGAGGCAAAUCCGAGGAUCCAAGUCGAGCACACCAUCACGGAGAAUGUCACGGGUCACGACCUCGUCGCCCUUCAACUGCUCGUGGGUCUCGGACACACCCUGCCGCAACUGGGUAUGCAAGGCGAUGCAGCAGCACCCUUCUCAACAAAGACGGCGAUCCAGUUGCGCGUCAACGCCGAGUCGUUUAGAGGCGAGACGGACGAAACGCAUCCAGAGGCGGGGGCCAUCUCGUCGUUGAUCUGGCCCGUAGGCGGAUAUGUGCGCAUCGAGACGGCCGCACAUGCACCGCAUCCAACUUUGGGGCAGUACAAGGUCAAUCCGCUCUUCGACAGCUUGCUGGCCAAGGUCAUCGUCACUGCACCGACGUACGGCUCGGCGGUCGACGCAGCAAGGAGAGCCUUGCACGACACGACGAUCGGUGGAGUUCGAACGAAUCUGCCCUUCCUGUUGGCCUUGCUGAGCGAUGAAGGCGUCCAGCGGGGCAGGCAGCACAUCCACACAGUGCAGUCUGGUUUCAAACGCUUCUUGCAAGACUCGAGUCGAUUCCAGGCCGAGAUCGAUGCAAGGCAGAAAGGCGGCACGGGAGCAGCGUCGAGCGAUGCAACAGGUCAGAAGGAAGAUUGGAAGGAGGAGCAGGGCAAGCACGCCAUCCGCUCGCACCUCAGCGGCCUCGUCGUCAAGCUGUCGGUCCAGGAGGGUGACAAGAUCGCACUGGGUCAAGAGCUGGCGGUGCUGGAGGCGAUGAAGAUGGAGCACGUCGUGCGAGCAGAUGCUGCAUGCGCCGGCGGCGUCGUACACAAGAUCCUUGUCCAGCAAGGAGGCGUAGUCAACUCGUCGGAUGUUCUGAUCGUUUUCGAUACCUCCGACGCCCAGGACAGCUCGGCCGACAGCGCGAGCUCAUCAGUAGCAGCAGCAGUUGAACCAGCGGAAGAUCCCGAAGUCGCCCGUCCCGAGCUUAAGGAGCUUCAACAGCGUCGUCUGGCCAUCUCCGAUGCAGGUCGUAUAGCCGCCGUCACCAAGCGUCACGCUCGUGGCUUCCGCACCGUCCGCGAGAAUCUCAGCAUGCUGCUCGAUCCUGACUCGUUCCUCGAAUACGGCGGUCUGGUUACCGCAGCGCAGAGGAAGCGGUACUCACCCGAAGAUCUCAUCGCCCGUACCAGCGGCGACGGCAUCGUCACUGGUUUCGGUCGCAUCGACGCGCACACGGUCGGACUCAUCAUGGGCGACUACCUGGUCUUGGCUGGUACGCAAGGGUACUUCCACCAUUUGAAGCUGGAUCGGAUCCUGACAGCCGUAUUGUCGCAUCCGGCGCCACUGGUGCUGUAUGCUGAAGGCGGAGGUGGUCGACCGGGCGAUACGGACUUCCCAACAGCAUCCGGGCUGAUGACCCCGAGCUUCGCGUUGAUGGGCCAGGUCCGGGCGCAAGGCAUCCCCGUGGUCGGCGUGGCGAACGGAUACGUGUUCGCAGGCAAUGCGGCACUGUUGGGUACAUGUGAUGUGGUCAUCGCUACGCGUGGUGGCAAUGCUUCUCUGGCAGGUGGAGCGAACAAGGCAGGCAAGACGUCCAUCGGUAUGGGUGGCAAGGCGAUGAUCGAAGCAGGCGGACUGGGUAUCUUCGAAUCGGACGAGAUCGGACCCACAUCGAUCCACGCCGACACCGGAGGCGUCGACAUCGUUGUGGCAGAUGAAGACGCCGCUGCAGCGAUCGCCCGAAAGGUUGUCGGCCACUUCACGCAACCUCGACUGGCCGAACGUCAGUGGGUCUACUCACAGGACGUCAAACUUCUCCGAACGUGUCUACCCUCGGUGGAAGAGCGACGAAGAGCAUUCGACAUGCGACGGGUCAUCUCGCUUCUCGUGGACGACUCGUCCUUUGUCGAGCUGGCACCCGACUGGGGCAAGGGCAUGAUCACCGGCUUCGCGCGCAUCAAAGGUCAAUCCGUUGCCAUCCUCGCCAACGAUCCAACCUCGCCGCUCGGUGGAGCCAUCGACAUCAACGCAGCCCUCAAAGCCGUCCGUCUGCUCAAGCUGCUGGCCCGCACUCGGGCGACGCACCUGAUCAGCCUCUGCGACACGCCUGGCUUCAUGGUCGGUCCCGAGUUCGAACGCACCUCUACUGCAGGUGGAUCAUUCCGUACGUUUGGCGACUGGUUCACCGCCGCUGCCGAGUUCACGCAGUCCGGCGGCCGCGUCGUCGGCCUCGUCCUCCGCCGAGCCUUCGGUUUGGGCGCUCAAGCCAUGCUCGGCGGCAGCACGCUCAGCAACUCGAUCUGCGCCUCGUGGCCGGCCGGAAGUCUCGGACCCAUGUCGCUCGAGGGCGCUGUACAGCUGAGCAUGAAGAAGCAGCUGGCGCAGAUCGAGGAUGAGGCGCAGCGCAAGAAGGUCGCAGACAAAGCGGUAGAAGGGCUGUACAGGAAUGGACGCGCGAUCAACGUGGCCAGUAUGGCAGAGAUCGAUACCGUUCUCGACCCCGCAGAGACGAGAGACUGGCUGGCGAAGGUCGUCAUAGAUGUGCUCGGAGAUAGGACGGCGACGUACAAGCUGAGGAAGGUUAUGGUCAGCAAUCCUCACCUGUAG